This is a messenger RNA of Metarhizium album ARSEF 1941, 1320 nucleotides long. RefSeq names its product Mg2+ transporter protein, CorA-like/Zinc transport protein ZntB. The record is from RefSeq and is a predicted model, not a curated record. The coding region runs from base 1 to 1320 and encodes 439 amino acids. The transcript is spliced from 4 exons. Lineage: Eukaryota; Fungi; Ascomycota; Sordariomycetes; Hypocreales; Clavicipitaceae.
AUGCCUCCAGGGGAUCGUGGACGGACUGACGGACGGUUCUUAAGUGUCCAGAAGAAUGCCAAGGACAAGGAUACGUUUACGCCAAAGGUGAUUUCGCUGCCAAAGGACUCGUACGAGGACAUGGUCCGGGUCCUGAAGCUUCCUUUUCGAGGCAUUGAGACGACGGCCGUGGUCGGGCCGUUCUUUUGGAGCUCGCUUGAUCAGGAUGACGAUGAUGCUCACUUGCAAAUCAUCCAUCGCAAAUCCGACGUCCGCAAAAAGGGCAGAACCCGCGGCUGGGAAAUGAUGCUUUCGCACUCGUUCAAAACACGCAUCACGACGGGAUACCUCAAGGGCACGCCGUCAUCAGACGUCGCCUCCGUGCUGCAACACCUCCGCGCGUGUUCCGCACAGGUCGGCCACCCGAUGCUGCUGCCCGUCAUCAUCCUCUCGUACGACUUAUCCGCCGCCAACGACCAAAAGCAGCGCGAUGCGAGGGAGUGGGUGCGGCGUCUGGAGAACGCCGUCUCGCUACGGAACGAAGUCGAAGAGCAUGAGCAGUACUUCCAGGACGGUCUGUUGGAGGUAGAUGGCCUGAAUCGCGAUCUCGUCGAAUGCCACGGCCACGUCAUGUGGAAGAGACCGCAGGCGUAUUGGGCCGUCAUCGAAGAGAUGGACAAGGCCAUGGGGCGGUACCGCGACAGGAUGGGCAUCGUGACAACGACAAAGUACGGUCUUGCCACCGGCGAAGCAGAGCGCCUCGAGGGCGCCAAGACGAAGCACUGCAAGGAAAUGCUCAAGCUGCAUCACAGCAUGAUGGCGCGGCUCGAGUUCUACAGGGUCAAGCUGAAGGGCUUGGAGAACUACAUCCACACCACGCUGGAGCGGCUCAAGGUCCAGCGGGAAGCGUUGUACAACAUCAUGUCGCAGCGCGAAGCGAGGCUGAAUCUCGAAAUCGCCGGAGAGCAGCGCCGCAUCGCCCACGCCAGCAAACGCGACAGCACGGCCAUGAAGACCAUCUCGCUCAUGGGAACGCUCUUCCUCCCCGGCACGUAUCUCGCGUCCGUGUUCAGCAUGACGUUUUUCAAUUUCCAGGAAACCGCCCAUCCCGUGUCCGUAAAUCUGUGGAUCUACUUUGCCGUCACGGUUCCCGUCACCGCCGCCAUCGUAGCGAUAUGGGUGUGGUUUGAUCGCCGUCGCGAGGCGCAGUAUGCCAGAGACGACGAAGACCUCGAGCUGACUAUCGACAAGAUGGAGAAGGAAAUCAUGUUUCAUUUGAGGAAGAGGACCAUGAGCAAGACCCAUACGUGGAAUUCGCUUAGUUCCCCGCCUCGCCCGUGA